Molecule: messenger RNA, 3771 nt
Organism: Paramisgurnus dabryanus
Lineage: Eukaryota; Metazoa; Chordata; Actinopteri; Cypriniformes; Cobitidae
Gene: foxp4
Product: forkhead box P4
Biological process (GO): regulation of transcription by RNA polymerase II
Cellular component (GO): nucleus
Molecular function (GO): RNA polymerase II cis-regulatory region sequence-specific DNA binding; DNA-binding transcription repressor activity, RNA polymerase II-specific
Source: RefSeq, a predicted model, not a curated record
UAUUGCGCUUACAACACGCGGCGGCGCAGAGGAUGUGCGCGCGCACCUGUUUUAGACGCAUUACGGUAGACUAAAUUGUCCCCUAACGCAUCGCCAACACAAGACACAAGCUGAGUAAUUCAACACUGAUUUCUCCGCGAAUGAGCGAGGAACAGACGAGAUGCCAAAAACUCCAGCAAGAAGCAUUGUUUGGACUUUAGGAAAACUCGCGUUGUGAAUAACCGAGAAAAGGAGACGAUUUCAGGCGGCGUGCUUUUUCUUCAUGAACUUUCACGAGCGCUGUGACCAUGCAGCCUUUGAGCUAGUGCACGAUUAUUGUUUCCACUUAUCACCCAACUGAGUGAUCAGUUUGAGAGAGGAAGCCAAUAAAAAAGGAAAAGGAAGACUAAUAAAGACAGUUGCCGCUGAAAGUAAUGGUCCGAAGAUAUCACUCAUAGAGCAGGAUUUUUUUUUUCGCUUUUGCGUUGCUCUUCUCAAGGUUUUUGGGAUCGCUGGGACAUUUCACCAAAGCUGGAAGCGAGAGAUCCACAUGGUCCAGCCCGUAGAGUGAAAGUUGAGUUCUCCACAAUAUCCGAGCAGGUGACACGUGAUGAUGGUAGAAUCAGCAACUGAGACCAUUCGAACAACACCCUCCAAUCAAAAUGGAGUCAGCAGUCUAAGCAGCCAAUCAGACGGUGGAGGAAGAGAGGGCGGCUCCAACGGUGACACCAAUGGGGAGAUCAGUCCAGUUGAUUUACUGCACCUUCAACAGCAGCAGGCCCUCCAGGCAGCACGACAGUUCAUCCUCCAGCAGGCCACAGGACUCAAUUCCCCCAGCAGCGAGGUCAAACAAAACCAUGUACAGGUGCCUGUAUCCAUGGCGAUGAUGACCCCUCAGAUGAUAACUCCUCAGCAGAUGCAGCAGAUCCUCUCUCCACCUCAGCUCCAAGCUUUACUUCAACAGCAGCAAGCCCUAAUGCUGCAACAGCUGCAGGAGUACUAUAAGAAGCAACAGGAGCAGUUGCACCUCCAGCUUCUAACCCAACAGCAGCAGCAAGCAGGGAAGCAGGCCAAAGAGCAGCAGUUGGGGAAUAAACAGCUGGCUUUCCAGCAGCAGCUGAUCCAGAUGCAACAAUUACAGCAGCAACACAUUCUGAAUCUACAAAGACAGGGCCUGGUGAACCUACAGCCGGGCCAAGGAGCCGUACCCAUUCAGAGCCUGCAGCAAGCCAUGUGUCCCACUGACCUGCAGCAGUUGUGGAAGGACGUGGCAGGCAUUCAGAGCACAGAGGAGGUCAUGAAACAUGAGGGCCUCGAUCUGACCACCAACAGCUCCAAUUCUACCUCAUACUCGGCCUCCAAGGUCUCACCUCAGAUCCCCCAUCAUCCUUUGCCAAAUGGACAGAACUCUGUGCACACUCCAAAGAGAGACAGAGCAAGACUCUUUGAGUGGAUCUCGUCCUUCACCAAGGAGUCCAGUGAUGAUCAUCUCACGCCAUACUCCAAAAGCGCUCCCCUCCAGAGCUCCCACUCGACCCAUGAGGAACACACGGCCUCGCACCCGCUCUACGGACACGGCGAGUGCAAGUGGCCCGGCUGCGAGGCGCUCUGCGAGGACAUGGGCCAGUUCAUCAAGCACCUGAACAGUGAGCACGCCCUGGACGAUCGCAGCACAGCCCAGUGCAGGGUCCAGAUGCAGGUCGUUCAACAGCUGGAGAUACAGCUGGCCAAAGAGAGCGAGCGUCUGCAGGCCAUGAUGACCCACCUGCACAUGCGUCCAUCAGAGCCAAAGCAUUUCAACCAACCUCUGAACCUGGCCUCUAGUAUGUCAAUGUCGAAACGAGAAAACGAAGGGUUUCCUGAGGGCUUGCCACACCCCCCAACCUCAGCUGCCACCCCCAUCACCCCCAUGAGGCAGGGACCCUCCGUCAUCAGCUCCUCCAGCCUGCACGGAGUCGGACCCAUCCGUCGCCGCAACUCCGACAAGUUCUGCACCCCCAUCGCAUCGGAACUCGCACAGAAUUGUGAAUUCUACAAAAACGCUGAUGUCAGGCCUCCAUUCACCUAUGCUUCUCUCAUACGACACGCCAUUCUGGAAGCUCCCGACCGUCAGCUGACUCUAAAUGAGAUCUACAAUUGGUUUACACGAAUGUUCGCCUAUUUCAGGAGAAACACAGCUACAUGGAAGAAUGCUGUGCGCCAUAACCUGAGUCUGCACAAGUGCUUUGUGCGAGUGGAGAACGUCAAGGGUGCCGUCUGGACCGUGGACGAAGUGGAAUACCAAAAGAGGAGACCACCAAAGAUGACCGGAAGUCCCACACUCGUGAAGAAUAUGAUUUCCGGACUGGGAUUUGGCUCCCUGAAUGCCAGUUAUCAGGCUGCACUUGCGGAAAGCAGUCUUGGUCUUCUGAACAGCCCCACCCUGUUGAACAACAGCACAGGUGCGAGCCUUAACAUGCUGCACGUCGGUCACGAUGAUGUCAGCAGCACUGUUGAACAGGUCAACAGUAACGGCAGCUGCAGCCCUGGCCUCUCUCCACACCAGUAUGGACACCAGGUUCAUGUGAAGGAGGAGCCAGCUGAGAUGGAAGAGGAUAGCAGACCCAUGUCCCUCAUGGCGUCUGUCACUCAAAACAUGAGCAUGCCCGGUGACGAGCGUGACAUGGAGGAGGAGCUUCCAACAGAGGAGCUGGAGUAAAAGCGAUGUGGUGGAGGCGGAGCUUACUGGCCUAGCCCCUCCCUCAUAUUCAAGGUGUUCAAGAAAACAAAGAUACAAAACCAACUACAACUUCGAAAACCAAAACAGGGUUAGACCUCAUCAGUUCAUAGAGCAAAAAACACAACAUGCUUUUAUCCCCUUUAUUUUUUUUAUUUCUUCGGUCAGUAUCCUCAAAAAGACACUUUUGCGCCUGUGUUUUAAAAUAUGCUAGGUUAGAAGUACGGACCACCACAGAGCUACUGAGGGAAACCUGACAAGAUAUAACAUCAGUAUACUCACGCAAGUGUGUAUAGUCGUUUUUUUUUCCUUUUCUGAAGUCACCUGAGGUUUCUCUGUUUUAAGUCUUUUUAGCUCUAAUGUUCUUUGGGCCUGAGAACACCGCUUUUCUAUGGAAUACAUACACGGAGGUGAUUUACCUCAGAAAGAAAAAAGAGGGAAAAUAUGAUCUUUAGAAUGACUUCUGCUUUCAUCCAGAUUUUUUCUAUAUUCAUUCAAGGGGAUGCUGCAAGACUCCGUAACUUUGCCGCCACACAGUUAAGCUCACCACUCCUGACAAAAGCAAAGCAAAGACUGAAACACAACAAGCUGUAAGACUGGCAACGGCAUCCCUGGUCACCACCUUUUUCUUUGUCUGUUUCCCGUUUACAUGACUGGACUCGCAGCGGGAGGUGUGCUGACUAACCUCUCUGAUCAGACAGUGGCUGCGCGCCCUCCUUAUCUUUAGCCAAACUUAAAGUAGAAAAUGUUGCCACCCCCAAAAAGGCCUAUUUCAGGAAAAUGAACUUUUGCUGUUGUUCUCCUGUGGUGCUGUUAUGACAGCCAGACUGACCCGAGGCUUGAGGAGGACCGGCUCAGAGACUCUAUUGACUGUAUUGUUGAUUAUAAUAUGUGUGCAGUAGCUUUCGAUUUCUCCUUUUGCUUUACCGUCAUAGUUGUUUAUUUCUAAAUGAUCAACGUUUUUCAUUGUGGUAUUAUUCAAUUAUUAUAUGUCUUCUGUUGAUUUUUUUUCUCUCUUAUCAUUCCAAAAAAAAAGGUUACGUUCGGGAGAGAAGUUCCAAACACCCACCCCCCCC